Messenger RNA from Puccinia triticina, 1212 nucleotides. RefSeq lists its product as uncharacterized. The record is from RefSeq and is a predicted model, not a curated record. Bases 1 to 1212 code for a protein of 403 amino acids. NCBI's taxonomy places the organism in Eukaryota, Fungi, Basidiomycota, Pucciniomycetes, Pucciniales, Pucciniaceae. The transcript is spliced from 3 exons.
AUGAUAACGGACAACUUCCCGGAUGAUUUCAAGGCAACCAAAGAAUGUCUUUUUGUUCAUAUCCAAUUGUUGUGGGGUUUGCUUGAAACUGCCUCUGUCCCCCCCGUCAUCAAUGCCGCCCUGGUUGCCAAAUUUUGUUCAAGAUUCUCCAAUGUUGCCGACUUUGAACGCUUUGCCCAAGAUUCAAACUCCGCCAGUAUACUUGCCGAAUCUGACGUACAGACCUUACGAGAUGCUUGGGCAGGCAGGAUCAAAGUUGGAAAAAGCUUUGUCCACAUUGAGGAAAGCUACAUUGCAUACAUUCACGGGUAUCUUGCAAAGUUAGGGAUUUGCAUCUGGUGUCCAAACCUUGAAGAAGGACCCGAAAGCUUGUACAACUCGGCUUGUUGUAUUGCAGCUCUCAACAUCUUCCGGCAAAUUGCCAUGUCCGGGGCUUACGAUUUUAUGAAUUUCAACCGAAAAUACAAGGACAACAUGGCAAUCUUCAUUCGGGCAUACAAUCACUAUGUGCACCAUGUCCAGCUUGAUAAGUUCUCCAAAGAGAACAAGGAGCCUGGUAAACAGGCUGAAACCGUAAUGGUCAAAAACGCGGCAAGGAAGCAAUCUCGACUUGCAGAGGCGCGUUACAGGUUUGCUGUGGCAAACGACUUUCCCAAACGGUACAAGGACAUCAUCCAGGAUGUUGCGGCAAACAGCAAUGAAAAAUGGAAUGAAGCUGGGAAAUGCUUUGUGGUCAAGACCCUACCAUUUUGCUCAAAAGCUGCCAACAUCUUCUUCCAACAAUUGGACAGUGUGAUGAACGAAGUUGCUAUUGCAACCGGCAAGAGCUCCCGAAGCAAGCCUCGCAGGGUAUCCAGGGAACCGGUCUUAUCAAUCUUUCCAAAAGUUCUGAGACAGCUUCCUUUGGACUUCUAUUUGCGUCGCUGGUUGGGUAACUUACCAACACCCCAACAGCGUGAAAUACCGGACCUGACCCGGGUGGCCUUUCUUUUGGAUCCGUCAAAGUCGCUCUUGCCUCAAAAUCACCCAAACUACAAUGCAGAAGAGGCAUUAUUGGACUCCAGGUUCAGCCGCAACAAAUUGGCACCCGCAUUGAUACUUUACAAACUGGUUGACAUCCCCAAAGAUAACAAGGAUGAAGGUGAUGGUGAAGAGGAAGAAGCACAAGAGUAUUCUAUCAAUCCGGCUCCCCUGGAGGAAAAUGAUGAUUGA